AUGAACAAUGAUUAAUGUAUUUGGAAAUAUAGACCAUCUGCUUUAUAUAGAGAAAAACAAUAUAGUAUAUUUAGAUAAGUUGGACAUUAGUCUCUUAAAUAACUAUUACCACAUGAAAUAUAAAAUAAGAAAAAAAGGCAUAAUUUCAGUUUAUAAAAUUCUUUUGAAAAACUGCCAGAAUUAGAGAAGACUAGAUAAAAAUUUAAAUAUGAGCUUCCUAAAUUGGAGUAUCCACAACCUUUAAAAUUAAUGACAGUUGAGGAAUAUAGAGUAAUUUUAGAAAGAAGAAUCAAGGAAGAGGAAUAAAAAAAAAAAUAUAAAUGGGAAUUACCUAAAAUAGAGGUUUAUGUUAAACCCAGCAAGUAUUCUAUUAAAUCAAUAGUUGAUAAUGAGAAACUGAGAAUAAAAAUGGAAUAAUUCUUAAUUGAUUGA
This is a messenger RNA of Paramecium tetraurelia, 432 nucleotides long. RefSeq lists its product as uncharacterized. The record is from RefSeq and is a predicted model, not a curated record. The transcript has a single exon. NCBI's taxonomy places the organism in Eukaryota, Ciliophora, Oligohymenophorea, Peniculida, Parameciidae.